AUGCAUCGUGCAUGCACAUCAUGCAGAUCCGAAGUUGAAGAAAAAACGUUUCUCUAUAAAUACGAAUGGUUUAGUUCGGUUGGAAACCAGACAGCAAUGCAGCAAGAAAAGUUCCACUUGAAGACAGAAGUGAAAAGCAUUGGUAGCUCAACAUCCAUAGCAGUGCACGAGAACAAAAACUUGGAGUACAUUAGGAAUUUCGAUCUUAAUGCACACCCGGAAGAUGUCACAAUCAAGCAGGUAACGAGAAAAUUGGACAAGAUGCUAAUCUUACCUAUGUUGCUUGUGUAUACUCUCCAAUUUCUUGACAAGGUCACAUUGAACUACUCUAACGUCAUGGGAAUGCCAAAGGACUUGAAGUUUGAGGGAAACCAGUUUUCCGAUCUCGCAACAUACUUCUUCGUGGCCUACAUUGUCGGGGAGUUUUUCCAGGCAUUUCUCUUGCAGAAGUUCCCUGUUCAUCUUGUUUUGGGAUGCAAUGUUGUGGUGUGGGGCAUUUCUACAAUGUGCAGCGCAGCAGUGAAGAACUAUCAUGGUAUGCUUGCGUUAAGAGUCAUUUUGGGAUUCGCCGAAGCGGCCGUUAUUCCGUGUCUUGUGCUCAUAACCACAAACUUUUACGAUAAGGCCCAAGGUGCAUUUCGAAUUGGAAUUUUCUACUCUGGCUUGGGGUUGGGCCAGAUUAUUGGAGGAUUGUUAUCUUUUCUUUUCCAGUUGGUGGAAAGCAGCUUCGAAGGGUGGAAAAUCUUGUUUUUGGUGGUGGGUUUUGUGAAUAUAUCAUGCGGCUUGUAUGUGGUAUUUUUCAUUCCUCCAGAGCCCUUGGCAGCAAAGCAGCUCACACCAAAAGAGAAAUACGUUCUCUUGGAGAAAUUGACAGAGGGAAAAGUUGGCGUGAACAGCUACAAGUUCCAGCCUCGGCAAGUUUUGGAGAUGAUCAUCGAUCCUCAAUGCUGGCUCUACUUGAUUAUCUCGGCAACCAUAUCUUUUUCAUCAAACACAAUUUCUUCGUUUUCGUCUAAGGACAUUAUGUCGUUCGGCUUCACUUCCAAGCAGGCUGCUUUGCUCAAUAUGCCUUCUGGUGUUGUCAGCAUCGUGUCAUCUUGUCUAUCCACAUAUUUCAUUAUGAAGGGAGUUACAAGAUACCUUGCAAUUUGUGUUCUUCUAAUUCCAGCAAUCAUCGGAGCUGCGCUAAUGUCCUAUCUUCCCAAAUCCAACAAGGCUGGUCUUUUGAUUGGUAUCUAUAUGAUCAAUUGCAUUACUGCUCCACUUGCAAUUGUUUAUUCUUGGGCAGCAGCAAACGUGGCAGGUUCCACAAAGAAGAUUGGUGUCACUUCCCUUUACAUAAGCAUUGGCUUUGCUAUUGGAAACAUCACCGGUCCCCAGUCCUAUCGGGUCAAAGAUGCACCAUACUUCCAGCCGGCAAAGAUUUCCAUGUUGGCUACGCAGGCGGCUAGUUUUGGUUUGGCCUUGGUCAUUGCUGGCAUCUACUAUCUCAGAAACAAAGCCAGACAGGGACAAAUUUCCACUGACUUCAGUGAAGACAAGGAAGCUCUGGACGUCUGGAAUGACAUGACUGAUCUCCAGAACAAAGCUUUUAUUUAUUCGUACUAG
This is a messenger RNA of Clavispora lusitaniae ATCC 42720, 1608 nucleotides long. Its product is annotated as Major Facilitator Superfamily protein. Gene Ontology annotation, cellular component: membrane. Gene Ontology annotation, molecular function: transmembrane transporter activity. Gene Ontology annotation, biological process: transmembrane transport. The record is from RefSeq and is a predicted model, not a curated record. Lineage: Eukaryota; Fungi; Ascomycota; Pichiomycetes; Serinales; Metschnikowiaceae.